Molecule: messenger RNA, 2807 nt
Organism: Oreochromis niloticus (Nile tilapia)
Lineage: Eukaryota; Metazoa; Chordata; Actinopteri; Cichliformes; Cichlidae
Gene: farsb
Product: phenylalanyl-tRNA synthetase subunit beta
Exons: 18
Coding region: 68-2614 (848 amino acids)
Biological process (GO): translational elongation; phenylalanyl-tRNA aminoacylation
Cellular component (GO): phenylalanine-tRNA ligase complex; cytoplasm
Molecular function (GO): ATP binding; magnesium ion binding; RNA binding
Source: RefSeq, a predicted model, not a curated record
GCAGACAACUACAACCGGCUAGUGAGGGUCCUUUUUCCCACAUAGCUGGUGACGAUUAGCAGCAAACAUGCCGACUGUCGGAGUUAAACGGGAUCUUCUGUUCAAAGCUUUGGGUAGAAGUUACACUGAUGAGGAGUUUGACGAGCUUUGCUUUGAGUUUGGGCUGGAGCUGGAUGAAAUUACCUCAGAGAAAGAGAUAAUCAGCAGAGAGCAAGGUGACACUAAGGCCUCAGGAGCAUCUGAUGUGAUCCUGUAUAAGAUCGAUGUACCAGCUAACCGCUAUGAUCUGCUAUGUCUGGAGGGACUGGUUCGUGGACUGCAGGUCUUCAAGAAUAAGCUGGAGGCGCCCCAAUAUAAACGUGUUAGCCCACUCAGUGGGGAGCCUCAGAAGCUGAUCAUCACUAAGGAGACGGAAGCAGUGCGACCUCACGCUGUGGCAGCAGUCUUGAGGAACAUCACUUUCACACAGGAGCGCUAUGACAGUUUCAUUGAGCUGCAGGAGAAACUACAUCAAAACAUUUGCAGAAAGAGGAGCCUGGUGGCGAUUGGGACUCAUGACCUGGACACCAUCUCUGGUCCUUUCACAUAUACGGCCAAACCUCCAGGAGACAUCUCCUUCAAACCACUCAAUCAGACCAAAGAGUACACGGCCACCCAGCUCAUGAGCCUCUAUAAGACGGACAGCCACUUGAGGCAUUAUCUUCACAUUAUUGAAGACAAACCUGUGUACCCCGUCAUCUACGACAGCAACGGCGUUGUUCUGUCUAUGCCUCCUAUUAUCAACGGGGACCAUUCAAAAAUCUCCCUGAAGACUAAAAACGUCUUCAUUGAGUGCACAGCGACAGACCAGACCAAGGCGAAGACUGUGUUGGACAUGAUGGUGACUAUGUUCAGCGAGUAUUGUGCUCAGCCUUUCACGGUGGAGGAGGCUGAAGUGGUGUACCCAGAUGGCAAGACCUGCAUAUACCCAGAGCUGGCUUACAGGAAGGAGAAGCUGUCUAGUAAAUUCAUUAACCAGAAAGUUGGCAUCAAUGAAUCGACAGAGAAAAUUGCUCAGCUGCUGACCAGGAUGUGCCUGCUCUCCCAGGCUACCGGUGUCGGUGAUGAGAUUGAGGUCGAGAUCCCACCCACUCGCUCAGACGUCAUCCACGCCUGUGAUAUCAUGGAGGAUGCCGCCAUUGCCUACGGUUUCAACAACAUUACCCGCACCACCCCACGCACCUACACUGUAGCCAACCAGUUCCCACUUAAUAAACUGACAGAGCUGCUGAGGCAAGACCUGGCAGCCGCUGGAUUUACAGAGGCCCUCAACUUUGCCCUGUGUUCUCAAGAAGAUAUUGCAGACAAGCUUGGGAAGAAGAUCUCAGAGAUGAGGGCAGUUCAUAUCUCCAACCCCAAGACUGCCGAGUUCCAGGUGGCGCGCACCACCUUGCUGCCAGGCCUGUUGAAAACCAUAGCAGCCAACAGGAAGAUGCCACUUCCCCUCAAACUGUUUGAGAUAUCAGACGUGGUGCUAAAGGAUGAGACCAAAGAUGUUGGGGCGAGAAACAGCCGACGUUUCUGUGCUGUUUACUACAACAAGAGUCCGGGUUUUGAGGUCAUCCAUGGCCUACUGGACCGAACCAUGCAGCUGUUGGAGGUGAAGCCAGCCCGUGGAGAAGGCUACCACAUCCAGACUGCAGACGAUUCCACCUAUUUCCCCGGUCGCUGUGCUGAUAUCUUCGUCCGUGGAAAGAACGUCGGGCGUCUCGGAGUGCUUCAUCCAGAUGUCAUCAAUCGCUUCGAGCUGACAAUGCCCUGCUCCGCCCUGGAGAUGGACAUCGAACCCUUCCUUGGCCACACCGCUGAAACUCCCCUCACACACGACGUUCCCAUGAAAGAAGUCAUCAAGCACAGGUUCCCCACACGAGAUGAAUCCCAGCAGAGUGCCCACUCCCGCCCGACUUCCACAAAAACUGUGUUUGGUGACGUGAGCACACAAGUGGGCCUCGAAGCUCUCAGUGAUUUUCUGGCUGACAAAAGCUACAUCGAGGGCUUUGUGGCAUCCCAGGCUGACAUGAUCGUGUUUGACGCCAUCCCCUCUCCUCCCUCACCGACGCUCUGCCACCUCUGGCGCUGGUACAACCACAUAAAGUCUUUCCAGACAGACAGAGCUCGUCUUCCAUCAGCCAAGAGUCGGUAUGUCCUCCCAGCUACUCCACCGGCCACGCCAAACGAUGCCAGCGACGAGGAAGACAUCGACCUUUUUGGGUCAGAUGACGAGGCAGAGAGCGCAGAAGCGGCCAGAAUCAAGGAGCAGCGCCUCGCCGAGUAUGCCGCCAAGAAAUCCAAGAAGCCAGCUCUCGUCGCCAAGUCCUCCAUCCUGCUUGACGUCAAGCCCUGGGACGACGAGACGGACAUGUCCAAGCUGGAGGAGUGCGUCCGCAGCGUCAGCAUGGACGGGCUGCUGUGGGGGCAGUCCAAGCUGGUGCCAGUGGGUUACGGCAUCAAGAAGCUCCAGAUAGGAUGUGUGGUGGAGGACGAUAAAGUGGGCACUGAUAUGUUGGAGGAAGCCAUUACCGCCUUCGAGGAAUAUGUUCAGUCUGUGGAUGUGGCUGCUUUCAAUAAGAUUUGAAUCACUGAGACAGAACGGUACCAUCUGAGAUUUUGUGGACUUGGUGUAAGCUAGGUGAUAAAUGCAAUGUUCAGUUAAUAUUCCAGCAUCCUUGUAUUAAAACAGCUAAUGCUCAGGUGCUUUAUUUCUUUAUCCUUUGAUACAAGUCCAAAAGGCUUUUGCCUUCAGACACAAUUAAAGCCAUUCAAACUUG